AUGCUGAGGUCUUUGGUUGGUCUUAUGAUGAUAUGCCUGACAUAUCCCCAGAGGUCAUCAGCCACAAGCUCAACAUCUCCCCUGCCUAUAAACCUGUCAGACAGAAGUGCCAUUCGUAUGAUGCCGAACGAUAUGAAGCCAUGCGUACAGAAGUUGACAAGCUUAAAGCCAUCGGCUUUAUCAGGGAGGCUACGUACCUUGUCUGGCUUGCAAAUUCGGUCAUGGUUCGGAAGGCCAAAGGCGAAUGGCGAAUGGCGAAUGUGUCAGGACUAUACCGACCUGAACAAGGCCUGUCCGAAGGAUAGCUUUGCAUUGCCCAGGAUUGACCAACUUGUUGACGCAACUGCCAGUCACGAGCUGCUCAGUUUUAUGGACGCUUAUUCGGGAUACAACCAGAUUUUCAUGCACCCCGGCGAUUGCAAACAUACGACAUUCAUCAUGGACAGAGGGUUGUACUACUAUAAUGUCAUGCCGUUCAGCUUAAAAAACGCAGGGGCAACAUACCAAAGACUGGUGAACCGAAUUUUCGCUAUGCACAUCGGCAGCAUUAUGGAGGUGCAUGUCGAUGAUAUAGUGGUGAAGAGCCAAACGGCAGAGGGGCAUCUAGAGAACUUGGCCCUUAUGCUCGGUAUAUUGAAGGACUACCGGAUGAGACUAAACCCAACGAAGUACGCCUUUGGUGUGUCUUCGGGUCAAAGGGGGAUCGAAGCAAAUCCUGAGAAGAUCAAGGUCAUAAUCGACAUGGAGAGGCCAAAAACACAGAAGGACAUUCAAAGCCUGACCGGACGAGCAUUUCAAGACCUAAAGAACUACAUGAGCAAAGCACCACUGUUAUCAAAAACCACUUCCCGGAGAAGUUCUCCUUCUCUACCUUUCGGUAUCAAGCACUGUCGUCAGCUCACUGUUGAUACGGAAGCCAGAGAAGGCAGAACUAUCGAUAUUCUAUGUCAGCAAAGCGCUGUAGAGCGCAGAGCUUUGGUAUCCCCCCUUGGAGCAGCUAGCACUAGCCCUCGUCAUCUCAACUCGAAGGCUCCGCCCAUACUUCCAACCACACGAGAUCACGGUUUUGACCAAUCAACCACUUCGGCAAGUGCUACAAAAGCCAGAAACGUCCAGCCGAUUGAUCAAAUGGGCAAUUGA
Molecule: messenger RNA, 1140 nt
Organism: Prunus armeniaca (apricot)
Lineage: Eukaryota; Viridiplantae; Streptophyta; Magnoliopsida; Rosales; Rosaceae
Source: the annotation of a GenBank genome assembly